CCCACAUCAAUUGAAUUAUUGUACAUCAUUUGCAAUACACAGAGAUUGCUAAAGUAUAUCUACAAUGCCCCACCCACGCAUCCACUCCACCGGCUCCCUCGACGCCUUCAACCCCAUCCUCGUCACCCCCGUCAUCGGCACCGAAUUCCCCAAAGACAGCUGCAACAUCGUCGACGACAUUCUCAAUGCCCCGAAUGCCGAACAACGUAUCCGUGACCUUGCCGUCUUAGUCGCCGAACGCGGCGUCGUCUUCUUCCGCGCCCAGCACAACCUCACCAACGACCUCCAAAAACACCUCAUCCUGGAAAUGGGCCGCCUAACCACCCGCCCCGAAUCCCACGGUCUCCACAUCCACCCCGGCCGCAAGAAACUCUACCAGGGCUCGGACUAUACCCGUAUGGCGGCCGUCUGGCAUAGUGAUAUUGCGUUUGAGAAGGCGCCGGCGGAUUUCUCGAGUCUCAGGUUGACUCAGUUGCCUGUGACGGGAGGCGAUACGUUGUGGGCUUCCGGGUAUGAGGUUUAUGAUCGCAUUAGUAAACCCUAUCGCGGGUUUCUGGAGGGGUUGAGUGCCACGCAUGUCGGGGCGGGGUUUAAGAGGAUGGGCUUGAAGGUGUAUACUGGGGAGAGAGGGGCGCCGGUCAAUGUCGGGGAUGAGUUGGAGGCGGUGCAUCCGGUUGUCAGGACGAAUCCGAUUACGGGGUGGAAGUCGAUCUUUCCGAUUGGGGCCUUUCCGACCAAGAUUAACGGAUUGAAUCGUCGAGAGAGUGCAAAUUUGCUGCAGUACUUUCAUGAUCUGAUCACCUAUGGUCAUGAUCUACAGGUGCGGUUCAAGUGGAAUGAUCCUAAUGAUAUCGCCAUCUGGGAUAAUCGCAGCGUGUUCCAUACGGCCACCGGUGACCACGAAGGAUUCGGGCCCAGAAGUGGCAAUCGCGCUGUCGGCGUGGGCGAGGUGCCAUACUUUGAUCCAGAGAGUAAGUCGAGGAGGGAGGAUCUGGGGAUUGAGGAUACGUUGUCUCCGGCUCAUUUGUAGUUAUGUUGCUGACGGUAAUUUGAUGUCGAAUUGGGUAUCUGUUUUGGUCUAUUCUGGAGUAAACCAGUUCAGUCCGUCGGACAUAUCCAUGCUUAAUAGGUCGUUUGACCAUAUCUCCGGGAACAUGUCGCUGAAUGUAUGCCAGAACUCAGGUGUAUCUGCUGUAGCAGACCCCUGUCCAUAUGUAUCGUGUCCGGUGAGCCCUCCCAUAGGUGGUAAUGGAUACUGAAAGUCAAACCACCCAGCCGAUAGCUGAGAAUCCCCAGUAGUUAGUUCUGUCUGUGCGCUGACACUCUCGGAAUGUGGUGUGGGGAUAGCAUCCUCUUGUGUUUGUGAUUCACUUGGCAUGGAAUCGGCCUUUGCUGCAUCAUUCACGUAUUCCAUCACGCGGUUGAUGAUCAUCUCCAGGCCGUCUCGAUACUUCUUCAGACUAGAAUUUCUCUCGGCCAUGACGAACAGCGCAGAAGAACAGGCUCGCAGAUCAUUCGACACGGCUACUGUCCACAGCUGGGGGGCUCGGAAGAGGCAAAGACUAUCUCGUCAGGCUAAUUCUAUUGCAAC
Molecule: messenger RNA, 1591 nt
Organism: Aspergillus welwitschiae
Lineage: Eukaryota; Fungi; Ascomycota; Eurotiomycetes; Eurotiales; Aspergillaceae
Product: TauD/TfdA dioxygenase family protein
Exons: 6
Coding region: 65-1030 (321 amino acids)
Cellular component (GO): cytoplasm
Molecular function (GO): 2-oxoglutarate-dependent dioxygenase activity
Source: RefSeq, a predicted model, not a curated record